This is a messenger RNA of Malaclemys terrapin pileata, 860 nucleotides long. RefSeq names its product MORN repeat containing 2 (gene MORN2). The record is from RefSeq and is a predicted model, not a curated record. The coding region runs from base 77 to 751 and encodes 224 amino acids. Lineage: Eukaryota; Metazoa; Chordata; Testudines; Emydidae. The transcript has 5 exons.
CAGUCACAGAAGUUGACGCUGGUCCCGUCAGGCCGUUUUGGGAACGCGGCGCCCCGGAGCGGGACGAACGUGUCCAAUGCAGGCCGGGCGAGCCCUGACCCCGGGCCGGGCUGCCAACCCUCCAGGAUUGCCCGGGAGUCUCCAGGAAGGGAAGACCACCCCGCCAUUAAAAAUCAUGUCAUGGGAGGAAACCUCCAGGAAUGCCGCCAACCCGAGUUGGCAACCCGAGUCCCAGGGCAAGGGGACACCAGCAACGCGGGACUGGAUGAACACAGAAGCCGAUUCCUGCUGGGGCCUCUGCGCAGGGUUGAGUCGCGCUGCAGCUUGUUCAGCAGAGUGCCCCCUAGUGCUCGGUCCUGAAGUUUAUAGAAUAUCUUUUGUAUUUCCCAAUAAUGACAAAUAUGAUGGUGAGUGUAUAAGAACACCUGAUGGUGCUCUUGUGAGGCAUGGAGAUGGAGUUCAUACCACCCCUGAUGGAAUUACUUACACAGGAAACUGGAAAAAUGAUAAGAUGAAUGGCAGUGGAAGGCUUGAGCAUCCUUCAGGAGCAGUUUAUGAAGGCGAGUUCAAGGACAACAUGUUUCAUGGACUAGGAACCUAUUCAUUUCCAAAUGGAGCAAAGUACAUUGGAAAUUUCAAUGAAAACAAGCUGGAAGGGGAAGGAGAAUUUAUAGAUACACAAGGCCUGGAAUGGAGUGGCACAUUUCAUUACACAGCAGCACCAGGACUGAAGCUUAAGCUGGAAAUGUAGCUAUUUUGCACUAAAGGUAACAUGUAUUAAAUACUGUUCUUAUGCUGCAUUUUGACUUAAUAGUUGUAAGCAAGGUUUACAAUAGCAACUGAUGUCUGAACAUAUUUAU